AUGAAAAGACUGCAAAUAGAUAUACUUGGAAUUAGCGAGACCUUCUGGCCGAAUUCUGGUCAAUGUCAAAAUGAAGGAGCUAAAAUAUUCUAUUCAGGUAACGAUGACAAGCGACAUAGGAAAGGAGUAGGAAUAAUUGUUUCAAAAAAUUUCUCAAAUUCUGUAUCAGAUUUCAUACCUUACUCUGACAGAACAAUGCUCUUAAGAUUUGAUACGAAACCAAUAAAGCUAAAUGUUAUUCAAGCUUAUGCUCCAACAGCUGACGCAAGUGAAGAAGAAAUUGAGGCAUUUUAUGCAGAAAUCACCGAUUUGCUUAAAAUUACAAAACCACACGAACUCAAUAUAAUAAUGGGCGAUUUUAAUGCAAAAAUUGGGAGAGGAGAAAGUAACGAGGUCAUCGGAAAAUUUGGUCUUGGAACUAGAAACGAUAGGGGUGACAGAUUGGUUCAAUUCUGCCAAGAAAUCAAAUUCAAAGUUACCAACACAUGGUUCCACCUACCGCCUAGACGACUGUAUACUUGGGCCUCUCCACAAGACAAUGAUAUGCAUAUUGUUAGAAAUCAAAUCGACUUCAUUUUGAUCAAUAAAAGAUUUAGCACAUCAGUCAGUAAAGUUAGCACUUAUCCCGGAGCAGAUGUACCGUCCGAUCAUAAUUUACUCCUUGCGAAAAUUAAAAUAAAACUAGCAUCAAUUCGCAGAUCACAACGUUCUUUUAAGUUAGAUCUGGACAAACUUAAUAUUGAUGAGGUAAGGAGUAACAUAUCGAAGGAGAUAAAUGACCAACUUCGUUCAUUGCAAACUAAUAACGCAACACCUUCUUGGCAGCAAACAUCAUCUAUAUUAAAAAGUGUUGCAAGAAAUAAACUAGGAACGAAAAAGUUCAAAGCAAAACAAAAAUGGAUAACAGAUGAAAUCUUAAAUCUCAUGAAAGAAAGACGAAGAUACCGAAACAACAAUCGAAUACAAUAUAAUCGCUUACAUAAUUUAAUAAGAUCUAAAAUUAGAAAAGCGAAAGCUGAUUGGCUCGAUCGUGAAUGCUCUGAGAUUGAAAGACUGCAACAUCUCCAUGAUGAUUUUGGAGUACACAAAAAGAUCAAACUUGCCUCUAGGAUCCACCGUAAAAAAGCACCAUCAAUGUUGAUUGAUAAUCAAGAUCAAGUCAUCACAGAGCCAGAAGACAAGAAAAAUACUUGGAAAAAUUAUAUAAACCAGUUAUUCUCAGAUACAAGAUCAAACUCUACUCGUAAUUCAACGAUUCAAUUAUCUGGCCCACCAAUUACAAAAGCUGAAAUACUUAAAGCCAUUAGCUCAUCUAAAGACAACAAAGCAGUAGGCCCUGAUGAAUUGCCAGCUGAAAUAAUAAAGAUAAUUGACGAAGAUAACAUCAAUAUUCUCAGGACUGGUUGA
Condylostylus longicornis is the source of this 1407-nucleotide messenger RNA. RefSeq names its product craniofacial development protein 2-like. Gene Ontology annotation, biological process: chromatin remodeling. Lineage: Eukaryota; Metazoa; Arthropoda; Insecta; Diptera; Dolichopodidae. The transcript is spliced from 2 exons. Gene Ontology annotation, cellular component: nucleus. The record is from RefSeq and is a predicted model, not a curated record. Bases 1 to 1407 code for a protein of 468 amino acids. Gene Ontology annotation, molecular function: catalytic activity.